Messenger RNA from Malassezia restricta, 627 nucleotides. RefSeq lists its product as uncharacterized. The transcript has a single exon. Gene Ontology annotation, biological process: cellular response to oxidative stress. The record is from RefSeq and is a predicted model, not a curated record. Bases 1 to 627 code for a protein of 208 amino acids. NCBI's taxonomy places the organism in Eukaryota, Fungi, Basidiomycota, Malasseziomycetes, Malasseziales, Malasseziaceae.
AUGGCAAGCACAACGUCUUCAAAGGAAUUUCUCCAGGUAAUUCAGAACCGUCGUACCAUCUACGAGCUUUCCAAAAAGCCUAUUCUCGCGGAUGAUGCUCUUGUUCAAUAUAUCCGCCAACUUGUGAAGGAGGCCCCUUCGUCUUUUAAUGUCCAAAGCAGCCGUGUCGUGGUGCUUUUGGGUGACCAGCACAGCAAGUACUGGAACGAGAUCGUGCCGCGUGCUGUUUCUGCCUCCGUUAGUGAUGAAGCCCUCGAGACGAUGCGCCCCAAGUUGCAGAACUUUGCUAAGGCCUACGGCACAAUUCUGUUCUUUGAGGACGAAAAGCUGAUUAAGACUCAGCAAGAGCAAUUCCCUAUGUUCGCAUCCGGUUUCCCAACCUGGUCGCUUCAUGCCUCAGGUAUGGCCCAGAUCUAUACUUGGAGUGGUCUCGAAGCUGUUGGCUACGGUGCUAACCUUCAGCAUUACGGAAACCUUACAGGCGAGAUGCUCAAAAAGGAAUACAGUCUUCCUGAGUCGUACCAGAUCCAGAGUGAGAUGGUAUUUGGCUAUCCAGAAGGUCUGGCUCAGGAGAAGGCAUACAACCCCGACCAUGAGCGUGUGAUUGCUUAUGGACACAGCGCCUGA